Molecule: messenger RNA, 1467 nt
Organism: Fukomys damarensis (Damara mole-rat)
Lineage: Eukaryota; Metazoa; Chordata; Mammalia; Rodentia; Bathyergidae
Gene: Psme3
Product: proteasome activator subunit 3
Exons: 11
Coding region: 152-949 (265 amino acids)
Biological process (GO): positive regulation of endopeptidase activity; regulation of proteasomal protein catabolic process; regulation of G1/S transition of mitotic cell cycle
Cellular component (GO): nucleoplasm; cytoplasm; proteasome activator complex
Molecular function (GO): endopeptidase activator activity
Source: RefSeq, a predicted model, not a curated record
GUCGCGUCGGGCGGGAGUUGGGCGUUUGUGAGCUCACGCCCCCUGCAUAGCCGUCUUUUGUCUGCUUAGCAGAUUCAGAUAGCUCCAGACACCGGGAGGGAGGGAAGGUAGGGGAGAGGGCAGGGGAGAGGGGAGCUGAUUGCCCUCCGCGAUGGAGAAAUGGAACCUCAAAAAAAGAAAGUAUUUGCAGUCUGGGAGCCUCUCAGCUUCUCAUUAUAACUUCAAGGUUGAUUCUUUCAGGGAGCGGAUCACAAGUGAGGCAGAAGACUUGGUGGCAAAUUUUUUUCCAAAGAAAUUGUUAGAACUUGAUAGUUUUUUGAAGGAGCCAAUCCUAAACAUCCAUGACCUGACUCAGAUCCACUCAGACAUGAAUCUCCCGGUCCCAGACCCCAUUCUGCUCACCAACAGCCACGACGGACUGGACGGUCCCACUUACAAGAAGCGAAAGUUGGAUGAGUGUGAAGAGGCCUUGCAAGGAACCAAGGUGUUUGUGAUGCCCAACGGGAUGCUGAAGAGCAACCAGCAGCUGGUGGACAUCAUUGAGAAGGUGAAGCCCGAGAUCCGGCUGCUGAUCGAGAAGUGCAACACGGUCAAAAUGUGGGUACAGCUCCUGAUUCCCAGGAUAGAAGACGGAAACAACUUUGGGGUGUCCAUUCAGGAGGAGACAGUGGCGGAACUAAGAACUGUUGAGAGUGAAGCUGCAUCUUACCUGGACCAGAUUUCCAGAUAUUAUAUUACCAGAGCCAAAUUGGUUUCUAAAAUAGCUAAAUAUCCCCAUGUGGAGGACUAUCGCCGCACCGUGACGGAGAUCGACGAGAAGGAGUACAUCAGCCUCCGGCUCAUCAUCUCGGAGCUGAGGAAUCAAUAUGUCACUCUACAUGACAUGAUCCUGAAAAACAUCGAGAAAAUCAAACGGCCCCGGAGCAGCAACGCGGAGACGCUGUACUGAGGCUGGGUGGGGCUGGGGCUCUGUGAGUCUGGCCCGAGACCAAGGUUGCCUGGUUUGUUACCUGACUGUCUCGAUGGGAGCCUGGCUGGAAGUAGUCACCACACCUCUCUGUUUUUAGUUAGAGUCUAAUGAAACUCUCAUCUAGUCCUGUGACGUGUUUACCUCUUUUUUCAGGCCUCAGGAACUGUUCUGUCUCCUUUUCCUAACCCCGACCGGCCUGUGCUCAUUUCUGGAGAACUCCAGGCGUGCAUGCAUGGGACGGUGGCACAGAUUGUGUCUGUGUCUCUCCCUCUCCCUCCUGUGUCUUAGGCUUUGUAUUUUUUUCCUUUCGAUGAUUAGUUGGGUGGCAGCUGAGGAACCACAGGGGAAGUGCUAGGUGUUUUUAGAAGCAGAGGUGGCAGGGAGCUGUCCUCUCUUCCUGUCACUUCUUUUGCCCCUGGGAGACAUCGCCGCAGUCUUCCUGGUGAUAACUUUGGUUUCCUGUCUGCGUCCAGUCCACCUGGAACUUCAUCCGCAGG